UUUCCCAAUUACUGUACACCAAAACGGACUAACUGUCGUGGUCAACAAAUCUGCCUCCCAACUUUCAAGAUGCCGAGAAAAAAUAAAAGAUCCCAGGCACAAAAGAAGCGCUGGAAACCACUUGACCUGGUCGAUCCUGCUGUCCCAAUGCUCACUGGCCACAACCAAGAUGAGGCAGUCAGUAGUUUUCCAUCUGACCAGCAGACGGCACCAGCCAGGUUAUCUUUGGAAACACAGGAUAGACCCACCUCCUUAUGUUCCUCAGGUACCAAGCAGACAGCACCAGCCAGCUUGUCCUUGGAAACGGAGAAUAGACCCACCUCCUUAUGUCCUCCAGGCAGCAAGAGUUCAGAAACUCGUCCACCAGCAAAACGAGUCUGGGCAACCGAUGAUUUCCACACGGCAUCAAAUUCUCCACCUAAAAGGCCUUUCCACAACACAAAUGAAGAACUACUGACAGAGGAGCUACAGAGCAACGCAGUUCAGCACUUCUGGUGUGUCAGUGCAACUCAUUGUCAAAGUGAUAAAAGGUACACAAAAUUCUCCCGAAAUCAUCAGUGCACAUGUAAUGCCCUCACAUUCCUGACCUACCUUAAUGAGGAACACCAGUUCAACACAGCCCGACUUGAUAAGGUGCUUGAACAGGGAGAUGCACUCUACUGUAGGAUUAAAACAAAUCUUCAGCAGGAGAGGCGUUAUACACAAGAUCAUCUGACCAUGGAGGACCUGCCCAAAGAAGUUCAUGCUGACAUAAAUGUCUACAGUGUGAAAAUGGACAACAUAAGGUAUGGAUACCUGAAAGCAGCAGACAAAACCUAUCAAAGAAAAGGGUGGUGGUUGCCUCUUGCUAGUCGCCUUGUAAUGUCUGUCAACAGAUGUGAACUAUGCUUUGCUCAUGGUUUCACCUCAGUGCAUUGCAGUUUUCCGUGACAAAUCUGGGAGGUAUGGAUUAUUUGAUUCACAUUCAAGAAGUGCAGCAGGUUUGCCCCAGCCAAAUGGAACAGCAGUCAUGCUCACUUUCACUCAUGUGAAUGACCUGAUCACCCACCUGCAUAAUCUUUUUCAAAAUCAAGGCAGGUAUGCAAGAUAUGAGUUUGUGCCUGUUUCUUUCAAAAGAGUCAGCACUCACAACGAACAGCCUGCACAGUCAACUCAAGCAACACCAGGAGCAACAGCUACAUCAUCACCACGAAAUGAUGAACCACAAAUCACAAAUCCCACUGUGCAAGUGCCUCAACCAGAAUCAGCCCAAACCUACAUGACAAUGUUAGAAAGUGCUUUAAACCCACAACAAGACAAAAUGGCUUCAAAUCAAAUUUGUGAACAUCAACUUGAAACAUCUGUUGAUCCAACAAGCAACAUCCAAACAGAACAACAAGAAAAUCUUGAACUCAAUAAUGAAAGAGAUAAAGUCAUAGAUAAA
Molecule: messenger RNA, 1423 nt
Organism: Oreochromis niloticus (Nile tilapia)
Lineage: Eukaryota; Metazoa; Chordata; Actinopteri; Cichliformes; Cichlidae
Exons: 6
Coding region: 70-930 (286 amino acids)
Source: RefSeq, a predicted model, not a curated record